AUGGCGGACGAUAUGGAUAUAUCCGCCGAUACUCCUGAGCAACCAGAGGUUAUGGCUUCAAACGACGAUCCGCGAGGAACGAAGCGUAAAGCUACCGACGAGCUACUUGGGAACGCUCCUAGAAGGAUUAAGGCACUCUCGCAAACAGUUGUAAAUAAGAUCGCUGCAGGCGAAAUUAUUGUUGCACCUGUGCAUGCCCUAAAAGAAUUACUCGAGAACGCUGUGGAUGCAGGGUCGACUUCUAUCGAAGUUGUGGUCAAAGAUGGAGGGUUGAAAAUGUUACAGAUUACGGACAACGGGUCUGGUAUCAACAAAGAUGAUAUGGGGAUCUUAUGCGAAAGGUUUACGACUUCUAAGUUGAAAACUUUUGAAGACCUCGCUAGUAUUGGUACCUACGGCUUUCGCGGUGAAGCGCUCGCAAGUAUCAGUCAUAUUGCGCAUCUUAGUGUCACAACAAGAACGAAAGACUCAGAUUGCGCCUGGAGAGCCCUCUAUUCCGAUGGAAAGCUGAUACCACCGAAGCCAGGUGGUUCGGCUGAACCGAAGGCUGUUGCAGGGAGGCAGGGAACUCAGAUAACGGUCGAAGAUUUGUUUUAUAAUGUGCCUAGUAGGCGACGGGCUUUUCGGAAUACGAACGAAGAAUAUUCCAAGGUCCUGGAUAUGGUUGGGAAAUAUGCGAUUCACUGCGAUGGGAUAGCAUUUAGUUGUAAAAAGCAUGGGGAGUCUUCAAUGGGGGUAGCAAUACAAAGCACUGCGAAAACAAUAGACCGUGUUCGACAGAUCUACGGCAAUGCAGUCGCAAACGAACUUAUCCCGUUCAAAAUUGAAGACCAGAAACUCGGAUUCAAGGCAAAAGGCUUAAUUACGAAUGCAAAUUAUAGCAUCAAGAAGACCACAAUGCUAUUGUUCAUCAACCAUCGUUGUGUCGAAUCCACUGCUAUCCGGAAAUCGUUAGAAUCUGUGUAUUCGGCCUUCUUGCCCAAGGGUGGCCAUCCAUACAUAUAUGCAACAAUAGAAAUCGAACCUCACCGAAUAGACGUAAACGUUCAUCCAACGAAACGAGAAGUGAACUUUUUGCACGAAGAUGAAAUCAUCGAGAGGAUAUCAGACGCCGUUCAAGAAAAGCUAGCAGCGGUGGACACAUCUCGCUCGUUUAUGACGCAGACAGUAUUACCUGGUGCAGGAAUUCCUUCUUCAUCAGCGCUUCCGCCCACUACUCAAGCUUCUAGUUCUAGAGGAACAGCUGCAAAUACUCCGGCAAAGCCAUCACAAACCCCGAAACGCCCCUAUGAAAACGAAAUGGUGCGAACAGAUGCAAGGGUCAGAAAAAUUACUUCGAUGUUACCGCCUGCCACCCCUUCGUCUGCGUCGGGCGAUAUAUUCCGCAGUCUCAAACAUAAUGAUGCGCCGAACGGGGAAUAUGAAGAUGAUUCACAGCCAAAUUACGAGGUUAUUGAUACAAAUAGGCGGGUGAUUAAGCUUGCGAGUAUAAGAACUCUCAAAACCGAGGUCAGGGAUCAGGCCCACGAAGGGCUUAUUGAAUUAUUCGGAAAUCAUACUUGGGUUGGGGUUGUAGACGAGUGGAGAAGACUAGCGGCCGUUCAGAACGGGAUAAAGUUGUAUUUGGUAGACUACGGGGCGGUGUGUUUUGAAUUCUUUUACCAGCUCGCUUUAACCGACUUUGGAAAUUUUGGCCAAAUGCGACUCCAAGAGCCGUUGUCUAUAAGAGAUUUGAUGGAUAUUGCAGUAGAAUUAGAAAAAAAUGCGGAAAUCGAGGAGACCGGUGAAAUUCAAUCAGAUUGGGAGGGGGUUGCGGCACAAGUCACCGAGACAGUGUUCGAAAAAAGAGAAAUGAUGUCCGAAUAUUUCUCUUUGAUUAUUAACGACGAAGGCGAGAUCGAGAGCAUACCUUUACUAUUAAAAGGUUACACACCGAAUCUUGCGAAGCUGCCAACCUUCCUACUGAGAUUAGGACCGAGAGUCAAUUGGGAGGAUGAGCUUGAAUGUUUCGACUGUAUCAUUCGAGAACUCGCAAUAUUUUACGUACCAGAAUCCGUCCCACGUCCAGUACAAUUCACUGGGGCCACACAAGCGACAGAGGGCGAGGAUUCAGAGAUGACUGGCACAUCCGAUAGUGUUCCGGCCGAAAUUAGAGAGCAGAUUGAGGUGUAUGAAACUCGCAGAAAAGAAAUAGGUAUAGCGUUGGAGCGGGUGCUAUUUCCAGAAUUUAGGAAAAGGUUGCUACCAUCGAAAAAGCUUCUGAAGGGUAUUACUGAGGUGGCGAACCUAAAGGGUUUAUAUAGAAUCUUCGAGAGAAGCUGUUAG
This is a messenger RNA of Orbilia oligospora ATCC 24927, 2325 nucleotides long. RefSeq lists its product as uncharacterized. Lineage: Eukaryota; Fungi; Ascomycota; Orbiliomycetes; Orbiliales; Orbiliaceae. The coding region runs from base 1 to 2325 and encodes 774 amino acids. Gene Ontology annotation, biological process: mismatch repair. Gene Ontology annotation, cellular component: MutLalpha complex. Gene Ontology annotation, molecular function: ATP binding; ATP hydrolysis activity; mismatched DNA binding. The transcript has 8 exons. The record is from RefSeq and is a predicted model, not a curated record.